Molecule: messenger RNA, 2022 nt
Organism: Chrysemys picta bellii (western painted turtle)
Lineage: Eukaryota; Metazoa; Chordata; Testudines; Emydidae
Product: carcinoembryonic antigen-related cell adhesion molecule 3-like
Source: RefSeq, a predicted model, not a curated record
UGUCAGGAACGGGGGGGCUCGGUGCCAAAGGGGCCGCACCCCCUGCCCCGUCCCUGCGCUGGGCCGGGCAAGGGAGGUGCUUCGUGCCAGCUCCGCUUCCCCCCCCCCCCCACUUCCCCCGUCUCUGUCCUUUGGCCCCAGCUGGGAACCAGGCAUCUCUGCCGCCCCGGCAGCUCCCGGCGGGUCCCGCAGCAGCGACGGGUGAUGGGGCAAAUCCCCCACAGACCGGGCGGCCCUUGGACGGGGAUUCUCCUGGCAGCCUCCGUCCUGGGCUCCUGCCUCCAGCCGGCGCCGGCCCAGACCCCAGUGACCAUCGUCCUCACCCCGCCGAGCCCCGUGGUGGGAGGGGGCGUCAGCCUGGCCCCAAAGAAUCCGCCACAGCGCUUCCUGUCCUGCAUCUGGUACCGAUCAGUGACCGCUGAUGAAAACAGCCGGAUCCUCACCUACUUCCCACCUCCAAACCCCAUUCAGCAGAACGGCUCGGCCCACACGGGGCGGGAGACAUUGGGGCCGGGCUGCGCCCUGAACAUGGCGGGGUUAAUGCUCAACUACACCGGGAACUACACGGUGCUGAUAGCGAGCCGGACUAACCCCAUUCUCUCCACGGUGGUUCUGCACGUCUCUGAUGCUCCUUCAGGUCUCUCUCUUGUCGCUGGGAUCGUCAUCGGGUCACUGGUGGGGGUGGCGCUGGUCGGAGCCGGGGUCUAUCUCCUCUAUGCUCGCUGCCGGAAUGAAACCCCCAAGGAGAACGGGGCACCCGUCCUGGUGUACAAGAACCUGCCCCCUACAUCCUGGGUGGGGUCUGUGGCCCAGUCCGGGAACCCCCCUGAUCCCAGCCCCACAUACCAGACGCUGCAGCCCCGACAGCCGGAUGUGUACGAGGACCUGAAGAAGUGACGCCCCCUCCUGCCCCCGGUGCAUGCUGGGAGGGGCCCGGGGCAUGCUGGGAAAGGCGAGUCCCUGAGCCUGGGUCCUGCCGCCCCGGGGAUGUCCCGUCGAUGAAGGGCAGGAACAGUCACCACCCACCCCAGGGGGUGCAUCCGUCUGUCUGUCCAUGCUGCUUCCCUGGGGCCCAUCACCGCAGCGUCUGGGCCCCUGCGAGGAGAUCAGAAAGUCGGCGCCUGUGACUGGCUCCGGCUCCGUUGUGCCCAGCACAGGAUUUGGCUUGGUGACGUCUCACGACCAAACACCCCCAGCCUGGGCACGUGCCCUGUUCUCUGCCCGCCUGACCUGAGCCUGGCGCUCUGUGUCCCACACCAGGCCGCGGGAGCUCCCCACUGCACGGAGGGGCCCGGGCGGCUCUGUGACCGGCCGGGUCCCACAGGGAGUCUGUGGGGCUGCAGGGACUCGGACCUGGGUCUCCCCAGUGCCCGGCUGGUGCCCAAACCAGGGCCAGGGGACCCUGCCCAGGGCUUCUCCCCCCUCCCCCCAGCGCCUGGCCCCGCGUCUUUCCCUCCCCGGGGCAGUUCUCCCCUGCAGAGCUGUGAGCAGCGAAUCCGACCUGCCCGGCCGGGAACCGGGGCCCCUGGCAGAGGGCACAGGGCACCGAGGGACUCGCGGGUCCCUCGGCUCUGACAUCUCCAGACCGGCCCCCAAAGGGGCUCGGGAGGUCCCUGCCCAGAGCCGGCAGCGCUGGGCGCGGUGACCGUGGUGAGCUGUGUGCCGGAGGCACGGCCGGAGCUGUGUCUGGCCUGGGUCCCAGGGGCUGGUUCCACCGGGCAGCGGGAGGCUCCAGGCCCAUCCCUGGCAGACAGGAGGCACCGGGCCGUUCUCUCUGUGCCCGGCUCCGGGGGCACUGAACCCCACAGGAGCUGCCAGGGGUGGGUUUGGGACCUCGGGGCUCUGGGAAGCGCGUUCCCAUUUUAUUCUCCUUGUCACCCAUUGUCCCGUUGGGUGAUACUGGGUCAGACCAAGGGUCCAUCUAGCCCAGUGUCCUGUCUGCCGACUGUGGCCAGUGCCAGGUGCCCCAGAGGGAAGGAACAGAACAGGGAAUCAUCCAGUGAUCAUCCCCUGUCACCCAUU